Messenger RNA from Hypomesus transpacificus, 741 nucleotides. RefSeq names its product centrosome and spindle pole associated protein 1-like. Gene Ontology annotation, cellular component: spindle pole; centrosome; microtubule. NCBI's taxonomy places the organism in Eukaryota, Metazoa, Chordata, Actinopteri, Osmeriformes, Osmeridae. The record is from RefSeq and is a predicted model, not a curated record. The coding region runs from base 1 to 576 and encodes 191 amino acids. Gene Ontology annotation, biological process: positive regulation of cytokinesis. The transcript is spliced from 7 exons.
AUGCGCUAUGAGAAAGAGAGACAGACGCGCUUUCAAAAGGUGCAAAGGGAGAUCUCGCCUCCCAUCCCCACGCUCCAGAAGAGACACAGGGCCCCCCAGUCCACCUCCAGUCCCCCCAGCAUGGACAGCAGACGAUCCACCUCCUCCAUGUCUCAAACGGCCAAAAACAAGGAGCUGGUCCGUCUCGCCAAGGAGAAGAACAACAAAAAGGUGGAGGAAGAGGAGAUUGCUGCUGGGAGGACGCGCUAUGAGAAAGAGAGACAGGCGCGCAUUCAAGAGGUGCGAAGGGAGAUCUCGCCCCCCAUCCCCACCCUCCAGAAGAGACACAGGGCCCCCCAGUCCACCCCCAGUCCCCCCAGCAUGGACAGCAAACGCCCCACCACCCCCAUGUCUAAGGGUUCUCUUUCAGGGCUCCAAUCCCAGACAGCUUCUGUCCCAGCUGUUAGGAAGGAGCUGAGAGCUGCAGGCUGCCUACCAGAGUACGAGAGGGAAGUCCUCUGUAAAUUGUCUGCAAUCCGUAAAAAGCUGCUCAAAGAGCAGAAACGGGCGGAGGGCCAGAUGAUGCGCUCAGAGUGAGAGGAGCUGGACUCACUUGACAGGAUGGAGGCUUCCAGGGAGUUUAUCAGACUGCCAGAUGACUACAUCAUAUCAAAGAGCGUGGACCCAAAGAAACAUGAGGAAAUACUGACUCUCUCUCUCUCUCUCUCUCUCUCUCUCUCUCUCUCUCUCUCUCUCUCUCUC